GACCCAGAGAGAGAGACAGACACAGAGAGAGAGAGAGAGAGAGAGAGUAAUUUUGCCAAACUUGAGGCCAACCUCUCUCCUCCCAUCUCAUUCUUUCCUACAUGGGCACUGAUGAGUUUGCAGACAGUGCAGUAACAGACUGAACACCGCUGGAGAACCAGGACACGACCUGAGAUCACAAAGCGACAAAGAAAAUCAACAGACCAGCCAAUAAAUCCUGUCACAUCACACUUUCCUCUUCUUCUGACCAUCUUUAAAAAAAAAAAGGAACAGACAGCUGCAAUGGCGACACCCAAAAACACUCCCCGAGGUGCGAACACACCACUGUCACCCAACCGCAUCACCCGGCUCCAGGAGAAAGAGGAUCUGUGCAACCUAAACGAUCGCCUGGCUGUGUAUAUCGACAAAGUCCGCUCUCUGGAAGUCGAGAAUGCCGGGCUGCGUCUGCGCAUCACCGAGUCUGAGACGGAGGUCAGUCGGGAGCUGACAGGUCUGAAGGCCGCCUACGAGGCCGAGCUGGCUGAUGCCCGCCAAACUCUGGACUCUGUGGCCAAAGAGCGAGCUCGUCUGCAGCUGGAGCUGGGCAAACUGAAGGAAGACUAUAAAGAGCUGAAGGCCAGAAACACCAAAAAGGAGUCUGAACUAGUGGCAGCUCUGCAGAGGCUCAAAGAUCUGGAGGCUCUGCUCAACUCCAAGGAUGCGACACUGACUACGGCUCUGGGAGAGAAGCGCAACCUGGAAGUGGAGAAUCGGGAUCUGAAGGCCCAGCUCGCCAAGCUAAACACAGGUUUGGACGAUGCCAGGAAGCAGCUGCAGGACGAGAUGCUGAGGAGAGUGGACGGAGAAAAUCGUAUCCAGACUCUGAAGGAGGAACUGGAGUUUCAGAAGAGCCUGCACUCUGAGGAAUUGCGGGAGAGUAAACGGCGUCACGAGUCACGUAUGGUUGAGUUGGACAACGGACACCAGCAGGAUUUCGAGAGCAAACUGGCCGAGGCGCUGGUGGAAAUGCGCAACCAGCACGAGCUGCAGAUCAAACUGUACAAGGAGGAGAUUGAGAAGACCUACAACAGCAAGCUUGAAAAUGCUCGUCAGUCUGCAGACAGAAACAGCCACCUGGUCGGAGCAACUCAUGAGGAGCUGCAGCAGACUCGGAUGCGGCUGGAGUCCACAUCUGCUCAGCUCAGCCAGCUGCAGAAACAGUUGGCGGCCCGUGAGGCUAAGAUCCGGGACCUGGAGGACGCGUUGUCUCGGGAGCGGGACACCACGCGUCGCCUGCUGGGGGAGAAGGACAGAGAGAUGACGGAGAUGAGGCAGCGCAUGCAGCAGCAGCUGGACGAGUAUCAGGAGCUGCUGGACGUUAAACUGGCCCUAGACAUGGAGAUAUGUGCCUACAGGAAGCUGCUGGAGGGAGAGGAGCAGAGGCUACGCCUGUCCCCGAGUCCUCCUCCCACCAGAGUGACAGGAAGUCGUACCUCGGUGUCGGCUGCUCACUCUCGGUCGGUCCACUGCAGUGCUCAGAGUUCUCCUGUCAAGAGGCGACGCCCCAACGACACGGACAGUGAGGCCUCCAGCUUCACAGGGGGCGCUGUGGCUCGCACCCGCAUCACCCAGCAGGCUUCGGCCAGUGGGCGGGUCACUGUGGAGGAGGUGGACCUGGACGGGAAAUAUGUCCGACUCAGCAACAAAGCAGAUGAGGAUCAGAAUUUAGGGAACUGGCAGCUGAAGCGUCAGGUGGGAUCUGGUUCAUCCAUUGUCUUCAAGUUCCCGGCUAAAUUCACCCUGAAGGCCGGACAGAGGGUCACGAUCUGGGCCUCUGGUGCCGGUGGAGUCCACAAUCCUCCCUCUGACCUGGUGUGGAAGACUCAGCCGUCCUGGGGAACCGGAGACUUGUUCCAGACCACACUGAUCAGUGCUAAUGGAGAGGAAAUGGCGAUGAGGAAAGUGACUCGCACACAGUUUGAAGAAGAUGAUGAUGACAUGCAGGUGGCUCACAGCACUUGUGGGGACAGUGAGUACAACCUGCGGAGCAGGACCGUGGUGUGCGGCUCGUGUGGACUCCCCUCGGACAAAUCCAACAACUGCUCCGUGAGCUCGGCCUCCCGCUCUUUCCGCAGCGGCGGCAUCUCUGAGGGUUUGCUGCCGCCGCACUCCUACAUGUUCGGCACCAGCACUCCUCGCAGGACUGGAGCCAGAAUGGAAGGCUGUCCAAUCAUGUGAAGCCCUCGUGCCACGUUUUUUUGCAUCACUUAAACUUUCAGUUAUUAGUUCUCUAGUUUCUAGUUGUAGUUUUUAAGUUCCUCUAUUGUACGCUGGAAUGAUUUUGAUUUUCAUGGUAUUGUAUGGAAUGUUUUUUUGAUGUACCAAGGCAUGCUUUUGAAAUAUUUUCUUGAAUUUCAUGUAAGCCUUUUUCUUCCACUUGUAUUGGUGACAUGAAGAAUUGGAACUUUCAUCAACCUGACCGUAAGUUUGUGUAAGUUUAUUCUAACAAAAAACAAACCAAGUAUUUUCUGAUAAAAAUUUGUGCUUUUUUUAAAUAAUAAAAAUGCAUCAACAAUUACUUGGUUAUACUGACGCAGCAGGGCUGUGGUGAAUUAUUUUUUAUUCAGUUACUUUGAGAGAAAAAACAAAAAGCGUAUUUCUUUUCCACAAGCUAAAGUAAAUUGACCCCAGCCUUGUUUCAGAUUCACUGAAUUUUGUGUAACUUUUGUAACAUUUGUAUCAAUAAACAUAUUUUCUGAA
This is a messenger RNA of Solea senegalensis (Senegalese sole), 2739 nucleotides long. Its product is annotated as lamin-A-like. Bases 283 to 2217 code for a protein of 644 amino acids. The record is from RefSeq and is a predicted model, not a curated record. NCBI's taxonomy places the organism in Eukaryota, Metazoa, Chordata, Actinopteri, Pleuronectiformes, Soleidae. The transcript is spliced from 13 exons.